GACGCCGAGGCCGCCAUAUUGGCAGUGAGACAGCAGCCGGGCAGCGGGAGGGACGUAACUGGCGAGAAAGUCCGGCCGCAGAGGGGAAAUGUUGCACUCGUACGGGUACAUGGGGGGCCGGGAGGAGUAUCAGUACUCGGGGCCAACGCAGCACCGCUUCUCGCCUUAUACCUUCAACGGAGGAACUGUGCUGGCCUUAGCUGGGGAAGACUUUUGCAUUGUUGCUUCAGAUACACGACUGAGCGAAGGUUAUUCCAUUCACAGCCGAGACUCGCCCAAGUGCUACAAAUUGACAGACCAAACGGUGAUUGGAUGCACUGGAUUCCAUGGAGACUGUCUUACACUAACAAAAAUCAUUGAUGCAAGAUUAAAGAUGUACAAACAUUCAAAUAAUAAGACUAUGACGAGUGGAGCAAUAGCAGCAAUGCUUUCCACCAUUCUGUACUCUCGACGGUUUUUCCCUUACUAUGUUUACAAUAUCAUUGGCGGCCUUGAUGAAGAAGGGAAGGGUGCAGUGUACAGCUUUGACCCUGUAGGAUCCUAUCAGCGAGAUGCUUACAAAGCCGGCGGCUCGGCCAGUGCCAUGCUGCAGCCACUUCUGGAUAACCAGAUUGGAUUCAAGAAUAUGGAGUCAGUAGAACAUCUCCCCCUCACUCUGGAGAAAGCAACACAGCUAGUUAAAGAUGUUUUCAUCUCUGCAGCUGAGAGAGAUGUUUAUACUGGUGACUGUCUAAAGAUUUGCUUCAUUACAAAAGACGGAAUCAGAGAGGAGUCGCUGCCUCUUCGGAAAGAUUAACAUCAAAAGCCCUUGCUGUUCAGAAUAACAUUACUGCUGAUUUUAGUCAUUUUUGUUUCAUGCCAUUAAUGCUCCUGAAUGUACCUGCAUCAGCUGUUCCUUUUGUAUGUUUUGAUGUAAUAUACUAAGACAUAUAAAAUUUCACCCAGUAAACUUUAUUGCAGCUUUUGCACUCUUUCUAAGAGAAACAACCCUGGUAAUUCUGAAAGCAUUUGAGCCACAGGUGGGUUUUAGUUUUCCUGCAGAAAUUUCCCCCUUUUAUUUUGCCAGUAUCGUCUGAGAUCUUUCACUCCUUAUUGAGGUUUGAUUUCACAAGACAUUGUUGGUCUCAAAGAAUUAAAUGGGGAAUGCAGAAACUGCACUUUGUCCAGUGGGAAAUUCAGUGCCACAGUAUGGUUGGGGCAAAUAGUCUGGUUCCUGGUGUGUUACUUAAGUAAAGCAUUGAUCUCAGCCUAGACUAGUUGUUCUAUUUAAAACGCUGCUUGUCGUGAGUCAAAACGGCUGUCCCUCACUAUGCAAAGCACUGAUGACUGAGUGUGAUGUUGCUCAUGAUGUUUGCAUCUCAUAGCAAAAUGAAGCAAUUAUCUAAUUUGGGUAUUGGGCAUUUAAAAGAGUGGUGGCUGGCAUCUGCUCCUGCCAUCUCCAUUUUCCCUGUUUCUCUUGAGGGACAGUGUGAAAGCAUUCCAGACAUUCAGUUUCUAAAAGCACAUUUGUUGUGUUUCCUUUUGCAAGGUUUGAAGGUUUAAAACCUGUAUGGCUCAUGGCCUGAACAUCAUUUUAUAAAGUUUCUUGGCCUGUUUUUA
Molecule: messenger RNA, 1599 nt
Organism: Pristis pectinata (smalltooth sawfish)
Lineage: Eukaryota; Metazoa; Chordata; Chondrichthyes; Rhinopristiformes; Pristidae
Gene: psmb1
Product: proteasome 20S subunit beta 1
Exons: 6
Coding region: 89-796 (235 amino acids)
Cellular component (GO): proteasome core complex
Source: RefSeq, a predicted model, not a curated record